GGCGGAUGAGCCCGGGAGACGAAGAGAUUUGUCGCGGCAAGUGCAGAGAGCUGCUAGAUGCAGGACUGAUACGACCGUCAAACUCGGCAUACGCAGCGGCUACGGUGGUAGCAGCGAGGACGGACUUGACUGGAGAAGUACUGGCCAGGAGAAUGUGCGGUGACUACCGGGAGUUAAACCGUAUAACAAAAGCAGAUCGUUACAGCGUGCCCACGGCAGAGGAGAUCUUCGACAGGCUGGAAGGAGCGGUCAUCUUUUCAACACUGGACAUGCGGCAGGGGUUCAAUCAGAUAGUCAUUCAGGAAGAAGACAAAUGCAAGACCGCCUUCCAUGGCGUGGAUGGCCUGUACGAGUGGAAUGUAAUGCUAUUCGGACUGAGGAAUGCCUCAGCCGUGUUCCAGCGAGUCAUGGAUCAGGUACUGAAGACGGUCCCAUCAGCAGCGUGCUACAUUGAUGACGUGGUGAUCUACAGCAAGACGGAGGAGGAGCAUGCGGAGCAUCUGAGAGCAACGCUGGACGCGAUAGCAGCAGUGGGACUAACCUGUCAUCCGGAGAAGUGCAAGAUAGCUAGGAGGACAAUUACUUACCUGGGAUUUGAAGUCCGAGGAGGAAAGAUGGGCAUACAGGAGGCAAAGGUGGCAGUGCUUGACAAGCUGGGGGCACUGAAGGACAAGGGAGCACUGAGGGCACUCCUGGGGUUUCUAAACUACUACCGACGCUUCAUCCCCAAUUUCAGCAAGAGAGCUCACCGGCUGAACCAACUGCUGAGGGAAGGGCAAGCCUGGAAGUGGGGACCAGAGGAGGAACAGGCAAGAAGGGACCUACUAGAGGCCAUUAAAGCUGGAACGGUACUACAGCUGCCAAGGAGAAACUUACCGUUCACGUUGUACACUGACUGGAGCAGCAUGGGCAUGGGAGCAGUAUUGUGUCACAAAGUGCAGCAUGGGCAUGGGCAUGGGAGCAGGGGGGUGGUGUAAGGAAAUUCCCUUUUCCUUACUA
Messenger RNA from Closterium sp. NIES-67, 999 nucleotides. The record is from the annotation of a GenBank genome assembly. NCBI's taxonomy places the organism in Eukaryota, Viridiplantae, Streptophyta, Zygnematophyceae, Desmidiales, Closteriaceae.